Messenger RNA from Diuraphis noxia (Russian wheat aphid), 749 nucleotides. RefSeq names its product transmembrane protein 50B. NCBI's taxonomy places the organism in Eukaryota, Metazoa, Arthropoda, Insecta, Hemiptera, Aphididae. The record is from RefSeq and is a predicted model, not a curated record.
CAGUCUGCGUACCUAACCUGCGUACUGCGUUAUUAAAUAUUUGAGAAUUGUUGAUUGUCACCGAUUGUUGAAUAAAAAUCCGUAAUUGUUAAUUGUUAUUGUUAUACACUUUUACUACUUAUCAGUCAAAUUCUCUAAUCUAGUAAUCUCUAACUCAUCAAACAAUUGCUGAAAUAUCUCCGACUCCGAGUUGUUGUUUGAGCAAAUACUAAAGUAUUUUGUUUAAGUGUUCAAGAACAGACAUUUUACAAAUUUUUAACACACCGUGUUCAUACUUAAAAAAAUUAAAAUAUUUUACUUACAUUUUGAACUUAUAAAAUCGCUUUAAUUACUCUUCAGCAAUGCCUAUGGACUGUAUGGAUAAUGUGAACUUGGGUAACUGUUUGUGGUUUGAAGGAGGAAGUGAAAAAAGAAAUGUUGUUGCUGGGAUGAUAUCUGGACUUCUAUUUGCAGUCGGAUGGUGGCUAAUAAUUGACGGCAUGGCUGUAAACCCUAGUCAAGUACCUGGUACCUAUCACAUAUGUGGAUUGGUUGGAACAUUUUCAUUAUUUAUGAUUAAUGUUGUAUCUAAUUCUCAAAUUCGAGGAGAAGCUUACUCAGGAGGAUGGUUUGGACCUAGAGGAGCACGAAGUUGGUUGUUUAUGGGUUUUGUAUUGGGUUUUGCUGCUUUGAUUGCUGCUUGUUGGAUAUUUUUUGCCGACUUUGUAGCAGCUAAAAGUUCAAUCAAACCAAAUAUGACAGUUGGACUU